Colossoma macropomum (tambaqui) is the source of this 1856-nucleotide messenger RNA. RefSeq names its product sosondowah ankyrin repeat domain family d (gene sowahd). Gene Ontology annotation, molecular function: protein binding. Lineage: Eukaryota; Metazoa; Chordata; Actinopteri; Characiformes; Serrasalmidae. The record is from RefSeq and is a predicted model, not a curated record. Bases 296 to 1315 code for a protein of 339 amino acids. The transcript is spliced from 2 exons.
UUGUACUCGUAAGGGGUGGCGCGUUUGGCGGAAACAACUUCGGGACGUUGCUGCUUUUGAAGGGAGAAAAUGCGCUCGUGUGGUUGAGAGCUCUUUCGUGAAGUCAUGUAUUUUCUACGAUGUGGAUUCAUUGAAAGUAAAACUAUUUUGGAGUAAAACAGCGUUUGGACAUGCCUUCUGGAGAGCAGUGCUGCCCUGAGCACCGAUGAACGUUAAUAACAGAGACUUCAGAGAAUGGGGCAUGUUGAAGAGGAGACUCUCUUGGUCGUGUGAAUGUUCAGUGUUUAUCUAAACAAUGGAGGAUAACCCAGGCAGUAUAAACAGCAUGAAUGACAGCACCAGCCAAAUGCUGUCAGAAAGCAGCUCCGUCAGCUCUGAACCUCAACCAGAUUCUCAGAUAGGUGGAGGUGAUCUCCUUUCAAGGGGGCAAAAACUUUCUGAACGUAGAAUCUCGAGUUAUACUGUAAGUGAAGGGAGUCUGACUCGCAUGCGUAGGUCCAGACUGCAAAAGCAGCCUGAACUUCAAGGAGCACCAGAAGCUCAAGAGAAAGGCUCUCUCACCCCUGCCAUGCGAAAAAAGUACCUGAAGGACUUAUUUUUGAACUAUAAGUCACACACUGGACUGUCUAGUAUAUUGUCCCUCAAAGGUGAUAGCCAGUGGUCGAGGGAUGGGGAGGACGCAGGAGGAUACAGCUUGGAGGACACUAGCAGUGGAGCAUUUUGGGCUUUGGACCCCUUGGAGCAUGCAUGGAUGCUGUCUGUGGUGGAUGGGAACUAUGACACCAUGGAGGAGUUUCUCUCUGAAGACCCCAGUUUGCUGACCAGAAGGGACUUUAUAAGUGGUUAUACGGCUCUCCACUGGCUGGCCAAGAACGGGAAACAUGAGACGUUGAUAAAACUUCUGAAACGCGCUGAAAAAGAAGGUUCCCCGGUGAACGUGAACAUAAAAGGUAGUGGGGGUUUUACACCUCUCCACGUUGCCGCCAUGCACAGCCAGUACAUGGUGGUGAAGAUUUUAGUGGGAGCGUUCGGUGCUAACAUAGAUGCCAUGGACUACAGUGGGAAAAGGGCUUGGCAAUAUCUCAGAGAAAAUGCACCACCGGAGAUGAAGGAGCUCCUUGGUACAUGGGACGAUGAACACAGGUACUGGCAACUGAAUCUUAAUAACAAUAGUGCAGGUGCUGUAGUGUCCUUAGUACAGGACUCACCAAAGAACACUGAUGUUGUGGACUCUGUAAACAGAAGAACUGGCAGGUGGCAGUUUGGGUCAUUUCGAAAGUUACUUUCUCCAUUUUUCUCAGGAGGCAAGAACUGAAGUAUGACUAAGAGUAAGUUCUACAGGUGCCAAAAAUUACAAGAAACAUUUCAGUUCAGGAGAGCAACUGUUUAUUACCACAAUGUCAAUUUUUAAUUAAAUUUCUAGCCAGUAAAGACCCUGUGUGUAAAUGGUUUGCGUUUGAAAAAAGGGUCAAAUAUUUACAUUUCACAUAAAACAUUCAGCAUUACUCUUAUUUAUAUAUAUACUUUCUGCAAACAUUUAUUAAAGAGAGACAUGAAAAAGCAUUUCCGGCUGCAAAGUCACAGGAAUGUUUUAAAGGCAUAUAUAUCUGCACUCUCUCUUUCUUCUGAACCCUCCAGCUGAAAACAAAGAUGCAAAGUUGUUUUAUGUAAACACUGCAAGUUUCAGUGCCAUUUCUUUUGGUCUCAUUAAAAAAAUGCAGAAAUUUUAACAGCCUGCCAUCACGUCCCUUUUGAGUCAUUUGUGAACAGAUAAUGCCUGAUGACCUCUGCAUAUAAACAUGUGUUUUAAUGGAAGGAAUUAAGACAAAAAAAAUUUUAAAAAGGCCUUAUCAUUG